Molecule: messenger RNA, 1003 nt
Organism: Cataglyphis hispanica
Lineage: Eukaryota; Metazoa; Arthropoda; Insecta; Hymenoptera; Formicidae
Product: histone H2B
Exons: 1
Coding region: 57-428 (123 amino acids)
Cellular component (GO): nucleosome
Molecular function (GO): structural constituent of chromatin; DNA binding; protein heterodimerization activity
Source: RefSeq, a predicted model, not a curated record
GAUAUCGAGGACUCUGUAUCGUGGUUUAAUCUGCAAGAGAUCUUGAUUUGACGAGAAUGCCUCCUAAAGCGAGUGGUAAAGCGGUAAAGAAAGCCGGUAAGGCUCAGAAGAAUAUCAGCAAGACCGAUAAAAAGAAGAAGAGGAAGAGGAAGGAAAGUUACGCGAUUUACAUCUACAAGGUACUGAAGCAAGUCCACCCGGACACUGGAAUCUCCAGCAAAGCCAUGAGCAUCAUGAACAGCUUCGUAAACGAUGUAUUUGAAAGAAUCGCUGCGGAAGCGUCGAGAUUGGCGCAUUACAACAAGCGCUCGACUAUCACCUCCCGCGAGAUACAAACAGCUGUGAGGCUCUUGUUGCCGGGUGAAUUGGCCAAGCACGCAGUCAGUGAAGGCACGAAGGCGGUAACCAAGUACACCAGCUCCAAAUAAAUUUCCAAUAAUCCUCCAGUACACAAACGGCCCUUUUCAGGGCCAACAAAAAUUUUUAACGUUGAUUUUUCUGGGUUUUGCAUAAAAAUGCGCUAUAUUAUGCAUUUAUCAAUUUUACAAAAAAUAAUUUAUAUGAUGUAAAGAUUAUUUCGCUUUAAAGUCAAGUAUGAUUCUCCAAAUUAAAUUUUAUUAAUUUAAAACUCAGAAAAAUUUAAUCAAGUUGCAUUUUAUGUGAAUUUAUUAUCGUUAAAUAUUAGAAAUAUUCACGCGUAAAGAUUACCGUAAUACUUCGGUAUAUAAAUAACGGAAAUAAAGAAAGAAAAUGUUUUGAACACGCUAAUUGCUAAUACUUGACAGUUAUGUUAAUACAUUUAUUUUUCAAUUAUAAUAAUAUUGAAGAAUAACAAUUUUUUUUUUUUUUUUUUGUAAAAUACAAUAAUUCCAUCAAAAAUAUUCUUGAAAAAUUUUAAAAUAUACACUUUAUUGUGUUUUGUAAAUAGCAUGUAUAUAUGUACAUACACGAUUUAUAUUUUGUAUGUACAGUAUAUAUUGUAUGGAUUUAUUUUUAAAAUCAA